Actinia tenebrosa (Australian red waratah sea anemone) is the source of this 693-nucleotide messenger RNA. RefSeq names its product prefoldin subunit 6. Gene Ontology annotation, molecular function: protein-folding chaperone binding. Gene Ontology annotation, cellular component: prefoldin complex; cytoplasm. The record is from RefSeq and is a predicted model, not a curated record. NCBI's taxonomy places the organism in Eukaryota, Metazoa, Cnidaria, Anthozoa, Actiniaria, Actiniidae. Gene Ontology annotation, biological process: chaperone-mediated protein complex assembly; protein folding.
CAAAACCUUCCUUAUUAAAAUUGCAAGAUGGCGGCUAAUGUAGAAAGAAUUCAACAGCAGAUUCAGAGUGAAUUGGAGAAGUUUAAAGGGGUCCAAAARGAUUUGCAGAAGUCAGUGAGUACAAGGCAACAACUCGAUGCUCAGCUCACRGAAAACAAUGUCGUCAAGGAGGAAUUGGAGAAGAUAGAAUCAAGUGGUGAAGUUUACAAAUUGAUUGGGCCAGUACUAGUUAAGCAAGACUUGGAAGAAGCAAAACAGACUGUGGCAAAAAGAAUUGAAUAUAUAUCAGGAGAAAUUAAGAGGCAGGAUACGACAAUAAAAGAAACAGAGAAAAGACAAUCCAGCAGCAGAGAAAGCCUGAACAAGCUGCAACAAGAUUAUCAACAAGCUAUUACAAAGGCUGCUCUUAAAGCUUAACAUUUAGUAUAUUUUCCAGUUUUGCUUUUUAAUGAAGUAAAGUGACUUUAGUUAAUUCAUUUCCCUCCUAGUGUGUKUUCAAAAAUCAGGUAACUUCAAAAUAAAGCCCUAUCUUUAUAGAGCCAUUCUUGACACUAAAUGCUUGAUUUGAGGAAAACCUUAUGAUCAAAGUUUUAGAUGUUAUUGGGUUGAAAGCAAGRUAAAGGGUGGAGUUUUGAUGUAUAGAAAGUAAACUGAUAUAAAUGUUUGUGGUUCAUUAAAAGAAUUUCAAACGGC